AUGGUUCAAUCAGAUCAUUCUGGUAGUAGGAGUGGGAAAGGCUGUGGCUGCAUUUGGUCUCAUAUCAACUUAGACUUUGUCCAAAUAUCCCUGUUAUGGUUUGUGAUCUUCUUCUACACCUUAUUUGGGGCUGCUGUCUUCUCGGCCCUUGAGAGACCUUCAGAACUGGAGGCACACUGCAGAUGGAACAGACAGCUGGCUGAAUUUGUUCAGGAUCACCAGGUUCCUUUAGAGGACUUGCAUGAGCUGCUGGGACACUAUGAGGGGGCCAUUGCCGCCGGGAUUCGAAUGGAACCAAGGAGACCCCGGUGGGACUUCUCAGGAGCUUUUUACUUUGUGGCAACUGUAGUCAGCACUAUUGGUUUUGGGAUGGCAGCACCCGCUACCCUCAAUGGAAAAAUCUUCCUUAUCUUCUAUGGGCUGAUAGGCUGCUCAACCACCAUCCUAUUCUUCAACCUCUUUCUGGAACGCAUGAUAACGCUGAUUACAUUCCUCACACGCAGAUGUCGGAAGCAAAAACAAAGGACAAAGCUGAGUAAAAAACAUAUUGUCCCACAUUUAAACACACAACCAGAAAAUGGAGAUGGUCAGGAGGACUGGAAACCUUCAGUUUACUAUGUAACACUCAUUUUAGCAACAGUUGCGCUUCUGGUGAACUGCGGAGCAUCGGGCCUGUACUCGGCUAUGGAGGAUUGGAGCUACCCAGAGUCGAUGUACUUCUGCUUUGUAGCUUUCAGCACCAUGGGUUUCGGGGACAUGGUGAGCGGACAGAAGGCCCAUUAUGAAGCACGUUUAGUCUACCAGAUAGCCAACUCUGUAAUGAUCAUCCUUGGCGUGAGCUGCACAUACUCUUUUUUCAGCGUCAGUGCCAUCAUCAUCAAGCAGAUGCUGAACUGGAUUUUGUCCAAGCUGUUCAGUCUGCAUUGCUGUCGGUCUCAGGGCUGCUGCUCUGUCACAGGUCUGAAAGUCAAAGAACCGGCCAAUCAGCAGAUCCAGAGCACAAGCAACCAUCAAGGCACCUGUCAUGUGGUCAAGGCCUCUCACCCUUCCAAGAGUAAGUGUAAGUGUGCCAGCACUGCAGUAGAAACCGUGUGCCAGAGCCAAGACACAGUGAAGAGUGGCCCAACCUUUGAACACGAAAUCAGAGAUCUGGAAAAACUGCCAAAGUAUGAUGCAGAGAAAGUUUUCAGUGCUGUCAGCAAGAACUGUCAUCAUCACAGUGUGCAGGAGGAUGUGAGAACAGUUACACUGUCAAAUCAUCAGCAGCAAGAGACAAACAUUAAUGCAAAACCCAUACUGUAAAACUAUACUGGUAAUUUAAAACGAUACAGUAGUUCACCCAAAAAUGAAAAUUCU
Megalobrama amblycephala (Wuchang bream) is the source of this 1356-nucleotide messenger RNA. It is a transcript of the gene kcnk20, whose product is annotated as potassium channel subfamily K member 13. The record is from RefSeq and is a predicted model, not a curated record. NCBI's taxonomy places the organism in Eukaryota, Metazoa, Chordata, Actinopteri, Cypriniformes, Xenocyprididae. Gene Ontology annotation, cellular component: membrane. Gene Ontology annotation, biological process: potassium ion transmembrane transport; stabilization of membrane potential. Gene Ontology annotation, molecular function: potassium ion leak channel activity.